Messenger RNA from Ostreobium quekettii, 399 nucleotides. The record is from the annotation of a GenBank genome assembly. NCBI's taxonomy places the organism in Eukaryota, Viridiplantae, Chlorophyta, Ulvophyceae, Bryopsidales, Ostreobiaceae.
AUGGCCUCUGUGCUGAACGGCUCGGCGCUGUCCAUAGAGGGCCUGGCCCAGGCGGUGGGCGCCCUCAGGCUGGACGCCGCGUGGCGCCGGUGGAGCGCGAACAACCCGGAGGCCGCGCGGCACCUGAUGGCCGCGACGAGCGUCGCCCUGUCGCUGGGCGUCGUGUCGCUGAGCGUGUUCGCUGGGUGGUCGUUGAUGUGGUACACCACGCUGCGCAAGGUGAUGUUCUUCAGAGAGCUUUUCGGCUUGGACAGGGCUUUUGAGGAGCAGUACCGAAUAGCAACCGAGGAAGAGAUCCGAAGGGUCAAGAGACAACACAACCGCCUCCACACGCCCCUGUGCACAAUAGCCGAGAUUGAUGGCCGGGAAUAUAGCGACGAAGAUACCCACCCGAAUUGA